Messenger RNA from Cutaneotrichosporon oleaginosum, 622 nucleotides. RefSeq lists its product as uncharacterized. Gene Ontology annotation, biological process: proton motive force-driven ATP synthesis. Lineage: Eukaryota; Fungi; Basidiomycota; Tremellomycetes; Trichosporonales; Trichosporonaceae. Gene Ontology annotation, molecular function: proton-transporting ATP synthase activity, rotational mechanism. The record is from RefSeq and is a predicted model, not a curated record.
CGCUCGCAGGCUGCACGUCGAACUCGAGCUCUCCAAGGCUACCACCAUCACCCCACUCAAAAUGUCCGCUCUCCGCCUCACCUCGUCGCUCCGCGUCGCCUCGCGCCAGGUCCAGGCCGCGUCCCUGCGCAGGGGGUACGCCGCCGCCGCCGACGAGAAGCUCAAGCUCUCGCUCGUCCUUCCCCACCAGGCUCUCUUCUCCGCGACCGGCGUCACCCAGGUCAACAUCCCCGCCGCGACCGGUGACAUGGGUAUCCUCGCGAACCACGUGCCGGCGAUCGAGGCGCUGCGCCCCGGUGUCGUCGAGGUGAUCGAGGACGGCGGCAAGUCGGGCAAGUGGUUCGUCUCCACCGGCUUUGCGACCAUGCACGGCAACAACUCGCUCACGAUCAACGCCGUCGAGGCGUACCCCCUCUCGGACUUUUCGAUCGAGAACGUGCGCGCCGGCCUCGCCGAGGCCAACAAGGUGCUCGGCUCGUCGGCGCCCGAGGCCGAGAAGGCCGAGGCCCGCAUCGAGGUCGAGGUCUUUGAGGCCCUCCAGGCUGCCCUUGCCAAGUAGAGCGUGUAGAGAGUAGGGAAAGGCCCGGUACACGGGCUCCAUCGCAUGCAGCGGUGCAAAUGG